Molecule: messenger RNA, 1229 nt
Organism: Nothoprocta perdicaria
Lineage: Eukaryota; Metazoa; Chordata; Aves; Tinamiformes; Tinamidae
Gene: RNF144B
Product: ring finger protein 144B
Exons: 8
Coding region: 288-1199 (303 amino acids)
Biological process (GO): positive regulation of proteasomal ubiquitin-dependent protein catabolic process; protein polyubiquitination; ubiquitin-dependent protein catabolic process
Cellular component (GO): ubiquitin ligase complex; cytoplasm; mitochondrial membrane
Molecular function (GO): ubiquitin protein ligase activity; ubiquitin conjugating enzyme binding; zinc ion binding
Source: RefSeq, a predicted model, not a curated record
UAAUGGCAGCAUGCUCUUAAUAGCAGGGAGGGGAUUCAUUUAUCAAAGUGGCAAAAGGGUUGGGAGGCAAGUCCUGUCGCAGCCCUAAAGAGUGUGCAGCUGUCAGACACACGGAGAAGAGGGAAAGGGUGUGCGAGAGAAAUCUGCCUCUGCUGCUGGUUGUAAGCUACGGUGCUUGUGACAUGAUUCCUGGGAGCACUGAAGUCUGAGUGAAGCUACUGAAAACUCAAACUGCUGGGAGUGAGUGCCACCCUCCUUUCAAGGUUGAGCAGACCAUUAAUGACCAGAUGGGCUCUACUGGGAAGACUUGCACUCACACCAUGACAGCUGAUGAGUCAAAAGCUGGAGAGUUAGCUCUGGAGCCCUUGCUCACAUGCAAGCUGUGUCUCUGUGAAUAUUCUCUGGAUAAGAUGACCACUCUUCAGGAAUGCAGCUGCAUCUUUUGCACAUCGUGCCUAAAACAGUACAUGCAGCUGGCCAUUCAAGAAGGUUGUGGCUCUCCUAUCACUUGUCCAGAUGUGGUGUGCUUGAACCAUGGGACCCUACAAGAAGCAGAGAUUGCCUGUUUGGUACCUGUUGACCAGUUUCAAUUAUACAAGAGACUGAAAUUUGAACGAGAAGUCCACCUGGACCCUCGGAGGACGUGGUGCCCUGCGGUGGACUGCCAGGCGGUAUGCCACAUUGAACCGAGUGAGUCGGGGCAGCCCGUGCCCGUGGAGUGCCCGGCUUGCCGCCUCAGGUUCUGCUCCUCUUGCGAGGAGCCAUGGCACCCGGAGCGCCUCUGCCAGGGCAACCAGGCUGCUGUAAUAUCCACUGAACAGGGGUCACUUAUCAGGAUGGAAAUCGAGUCACCGAUAAAGCAGUGUCCUGUUUGUCGGAUCUAUAUUGAACGAAACGAAGGCUGCGCUCAGAUGAUGUGCAAGAACUGCAAGCACACCUUUUGCUGGUACUGUCUACAGAACUUGGAUAACGAUAUCUUCUUAAGACAUUACGACAAAGGCCCUUGCAGGAACAAACUAGGCCACUCGCGUGCCUCAGUGAUGUGGAACAGAACGCAGGUUGUGGGGAUCCUCGUCGGGUUAGGUAUCAUAGCACUGGUGACCUCUCCCCUGCUGCUCGUGGCGUCUCCAUGCAUCAUUUGCUGCAUUUGCAAAUCUUGCCGAAGCAAAAAGAAAAAACACAAUCCACCAACAACCUAAAACUUUGUGUCUGUUUGAGCCUUCAUCUGU